Molecule: messenger RNA, 1932 nt
Organism: Paecilomyces variotii
Lineage: Eukaryota; Fungi; Ascomycota; Eurotiomycetes; Eurotiales; Thermoascaceae
Product: putative fumarate reductase Osm1
Exons: 5
Coding region: 1-1932 (643 amino acids)
Molecular function (GO): oxidoreductase activity; FMN binding
Source: RefSeq, a predicted model, not a curated record
AUGGCACAGUCCCAGAGAGUCAUUGUUGUCGGUGGUGGAUUGUCCGGUCUGAGUGCCGCGCAUACCGUCUACCUGAACGGCGGCAACGUCCUCGUUCUCGACAAGCAGAGUUUCUUUGGCGGAAACUCGACAAAGGCCACCUCCGGUAUCAACGGUGCCCUCACGCGGACGCAGGUCGAUCUUGGCAUUCAGGACAGCGUCAAGGCUUUCUACGAAGACACCCUCAAGUCCGCCAGAGACAAGGCUCGUCCCGAUUUGAUCAAGGUUCUCACCUACCAGUCUGCUUCCGCUAUCGAGUGGCUGCAGGAUGUCUUCAACCUCGACCUGACGCUGGUCUCACGACUGGGUGGUCACUCCUUUCCCCGUACGCACCGUGGUCACGAUGCCAAGUUCCCCGGCAUGGCCAUCACAUACGCCCUGAUGCAGAGACUCGAGGAGCUCACAGAGGCUGAGCCCCACCGUGUCCAGGUCCUCAAGAAGGCCCGUGUCACUUCCCUCAACAAGGAAGGAAACACAAUCACUGGCGUCACCUACGAGUACGAUGGACAGACUCACACUGCUGAUGGUGUUGUCGUUCUGGCCACUGGUGGUUAUGCCGCAGACUUCACGGGGGAGAACUCACUCCUGAAGAAGUGGCGCCCAGACACCUAUGGCCUUUCCAGCACCAACGGUACUCACGCCACUGGUGAUGGUCAGAAGAUGCUCAUGGCCAUCGGUGCCAACGGCAUCGAUAUGGACAAGGUCCAGGUGCACCCUACCGGUCUGAUCGACCCCAAGGACCCGACCUCCAAGUGGAAGUUUCUGGCUGCUGAAGCUUUGCGUGGUGAGGGUGGUCUCCUGCUGAACUCCGAUGGCCAGCGUUUCUCUGACGAGCUCGGCCACCGUGACUACGUCUCUGGUAAGAUGUGGGAGGAGAAAGAGAAGGGAAAGUGGCCCAUCCGCCUCGUCCUCAACAGCAAGGCCUCCAAGGUCCUUGACUUCCACACUCGCCACUACUCCGGCCGUGGUCUCAUGAAGAAGAUGUCCGGCAAGGAGCUGGCCAAGGAGAUUGGCUGCGGUGAAGCCGCUCUCAAGAAGACCUUCGACGAGUACAACGAGAUCGCCGAGGGCAAGAAGAAGGACCCGUGGAACAAGAAGUACUUCCACAACCUGCCCUUCAGCAUUGACGACGAGUUCCACGUUGCUCUGAUGGAGCCCGUGCUGCACUUCACCAUGGGCGGUAUCGAGAUCAACGACCGUGCUCAGGUGCUGAAUUCGGAGAAGCAGCCCUUCGAGGGCCUCUACGCUUGCGGUGAGCUGGCAGGUGGUGUGCACGGUGCCAACCGCCUGGGUGGUUCCUCCCUGCUGGGCUGCGUCGUCUACGGACGUGUCGCCGGUAACAGCUCGAGCCAGUAUCUGUUCCAGAAGGUCCUGUCAGGCGGUGCUUCGAGCGCCCAGCAGCGCCUGGGCCAGAUCUCUCUGCACAUUGACCCGUCGACCCCCGGAAAGAUCUCUGUCGAGUGGAACAAUGCUGGUUCUGAUGGUAAGGACCCUGCCUCCGCCCGUGUCACAGCCCCUGCCUCCGCUGGUCAGGACACUCCCGCCGCGGCGUCUGAGGGUGCCAAGUCUACUGCCCAGCCGGCCGGCAAGUCUGAGCCGUCGAAGCCGACUGAUAUCUCCCAGUUUAAGGUUCCGGAGAAAGAAUUCAGCAUGGAGGAGGUCGCCAAGCACAACAAGAAGGAUGACCUGUGGAUUGUCGUCAAGGGAGUCGUGCUGGAUGUGACGAACUGGCUGGAUGAGCACCCUGGUGGUGCUCAAGCCUUGUUCAGCCACAUGGGUCGGGAUGCCACCGAAGAAUUCGAGAUGCUGCACGAUGACGAGGUUAUCCCCAAGUACGCCGCGCAGAUCGUCAUUGGCCGCGUCCAGGGCCAGACUCCUAGCCUCGAGUACUAA